AUGGAUGACAGGGUGAGUGUUGACGACCUUUAUUGGGUCACUGACAUUCUCUUAGAGAAGGACCAACAUCAUCUUAAUGCUACCCCCACAAUUGAAGAAGUGAAAGCAAUUGUCUUUGAUAUGUGCCCAGAUAGUACGGCUGGCCCUGACGGAUUCUCGUUCUAUGAUAGUUUGCUAUGUAAUCUUGCAGUCACCACAACAAACCAAGCAAUUACAGCACUGAAUCUCCUGCGAGAAAGCAAAGACAAGUUUGAUUUGGUUAUCAGUGAUGUGGAUAUGCCCGACAUGGACGGCAUUACGCUCCUUGAGCAUGUGGGGCUUGAAAUGGACAUUCCGGUCAUAUUGUUGUCAUCGUAUGAUGAUAAAGAACUUGUAAUGAAGGGGAUCACUCAUGGAGCUUGUGAUUAUUUGUUAAAACCUGUCCGGAUUCAGGAGCUAAAAGUCAUCUGGCAACAUGUAGUAAGAAGAAAGAAGCUGGAUUUCAAAGCAUGGAGAACUUCUGACAAUGCUCACCUUAAAUCUGGUGAAUUACAAGAAGAGUUUAAGGUGACAAAGAACGUUGAUCACAAUGUAAAAUCUAAUAAGAGAAGGAAAGAUCAAACCAAUGACAAAGAGAAAGGCCAAGGAUGUGAGGAUUUACCAACCAAGAAAAAGCGCCGUGUUGUUUGGUUACCAGACAUUCAUCACAAAUUUGUUGCAGCAGUCAACAAACUGGGAAUUGACAAGGCUGUACCUAAAAAGAUCCUGGAGUUAAUGAACGAUGAAAGGCUUACACGAGAAAAUGUGGCCAGCCACCUCCAGAUCAUAUCCAGCCACCAGGGUGCCAAGUACGCUGAACACUCCGCCCGGUCCAAGUUCGGCUGA
Molecule: messenger RNA, 864 nt
Organism: Sesamum indicum (sesame)
Lineage: Eukaryota; Viridiplantae; Streptophyta; Magnoliopsida; Lamiales; Pedaliaceae
Source: RefSeq, a predicted model, not a curated record